UGAACUCCAUAUAGGCGGGGUGCGCGCGCGCGUGUGUGUGUUUCAGAAUGUCGGUGGGGUGCGCGCAGAGCCGGCACUCCGGGGUUCUCCUUUCCUGGGCUGGCUCCGGGGCCACCCCGCUCGCGCUUCGGAAGGCCCUUCGGCUCCCUGCUCAGCAACGGGGCGUCGUGAGGCCGGGCGCUGCGCGGGCGGCCGUGCGGAGCGCCUGGCUCCCUUCCUGGCGGCGGCCCCAGCGCGGGAGCCCAGCCCAGCCCAGCCCCCCGCUCGGAAGAGGGCGAGGAGGCAGCGCGCGGGCGGGCGGGCGCCGCCGAGGCCAGGAGGACACCCAGCCGGGGCCGUCUGCCCGGGCUGCCCCUCCGGCGGCUGGCGGCGCUGCGCGGCGAGGGCUCGGCGAGGGGGCGGCCCUCUCUGCUCGCUUCCUCUCCUCGGCGUCGGUUCCAGCCACCACCCAGGAAGUGGCCUCCUCGCUCCUUCUCCGCCCGGCCCGGCCCCAGACUGGAGCGCGGCGGCGGCGGCGGCGGCAUCUUGGAGCGAGGCCCGACUGCUCACCCACGCCAGGCUGAUUUACGGGCUUUUAAAGAUUGCUUCUCCUUGCUCUGGCACUGCGCUCCAGGGUCAUCCAAACACAGGGGACUGGAGGAAGUGGAUGCCAGUUACUCUUAGGUCUGAGCAGCCACCUUGCAUCAUGCGCUUCCCUGGGCCCCGCCAUGGCCGCCUUGCUCUGCACCCAGACGCCGCUCUGUGGCUCUAGCUGCGACUCCACCCAGAGGACGAUGUCGCAGGACGGUGGAGCCCGCCCGAAAGUGAAGCCAGACGCUGGUGGGGGUGGCGGGCGGCACAGCGGUCGCUGGAAGGCUAGAGUGGAGAGGCACAGCCAGCCGCCGUCGCUGGAGGAGCCGAGCGGGGCAGGCGGGAGCCCAGCAGGUGCAGAGCCCAGCAAAGCGACGGGUCGUUCCUUACGGCAGAAGUUGCAGGCGGCUGUGGGCCAGUGCUUCCCCAUCAAGAGCGUCCCGCGCUCGCCCGACCUCUCUUCCCAACGCAAGAUCCACCUCCGGGAGCUGAUGCUGGACACUUGCCCCUUCCCGCCAGGCUCGGAUCUGGCCCGCACAUGGAAUCUCAUCAAGCAGCACACGGCGCCUGUCUCGGAGCACGAGGCCUUGGCCCCGCCUCCCCCAGAAGACGAAGACGACCGCCUGCGGGAGCGCCGCCGGAUCAGCAUCGAGCAAGGGGUGGAGCCACCCCCAGAUGCUUUAAUCCACACUUUCGAGGUCACUGCUCAGAUCAAUCCCCUCUACAAGCUGGGGCCCAAGCUUGCGCAUGGGAUGAACGAGCUGGCCGGGCCCGGCCGGGCCCUGUUGGCAACUGCGGAUGAAGGUGAGGAGGACGAGGAGGAGGACGAAGACGAAGAGGAGGCCUCCGCCGUGCUGCCGGACAUCAGGGAGGGGUUACGGGUCCACACACAGAUAGACUACAUUCACUGCCUGGUGCCGGACCUCUUGCAGCUGACGCAGCUGCCCUGCUACUGGGGCGUGAUGGACCGCUAUGAGGCCGAGGCCUUGCUGGAGGGCAAGCCGGAAGGCACCUUCCUCCUGCGGGACUCUGCCCAGGAGGACUACCUCUUCUCCGUGAGCUUCCGGCGGUACGGACGCUCCCUCCACGCCCGCAUCGAGCAGUGGAACCACAACUUCAGCUUCGACGUGCACGACCCAAGUGUCUUCCACGCGCCCACUGUGACGGGGCUGCUGGAGCACUACAAGGACCCCAGCGUCUGCAUGUUCUUUGAGCCCCUGCUCUCCAUCCCAGUCAACCGCACUUUCCCCUUUGGCCUGCAGCACCUCUGCCGGGCCGUGGUGACCUGCUGCACCACUUACGAUGGCAUUGGGCACCUGCCCAUCCCCAGCGCCCUGAAGGAGUACCUCAAAGAGUACCACUAUAAGCAAAGGGUGAGAGUCCGGCACCUGGACACCUGGUGGAGCUGACCCGGGACCUUUGCCCCGAUCACCAACUGCCAGCCCCCAAGCUCCUGGUCUCUUUCCUGGCAUGCCCGGGGGCUUUCCCACCCCCCCAUUUCUCCAGGGUUGUGAACCUGUGCGUCCCUAAGCACCGGCUCUGAUUCCAGAUGCAGAAUCGUGUCUCAUGUGGCUCUCCAGGGCUGCUGAGCACACUUGAAGCCUUUGUCACCAGAAGGGGAGCCAAAAGCGUCUGGAGAGAGGACGGUUCAAGCCAGGUGGGCAGGCGGCUGGAGCCCGCACAAGCCCCAGGGCACGCCCCAGCUGCCUCUGCGCCAUCCUGAAGGAGCCCAGCGCCUGUCCCUGGGUUAGGCCAGACACUCACCAUCCCCACCCAUCCCUCCGCAGUAUUAUUGAUGCAGGCUGCAGCAGCAGCUUGGGGCAGGCAUUCUCCACAGGCCUUCCACCCCCAAGUCUGGUUUUCUCCACAUUGCAUGAUCCCUUGGGCCUCACAGACUCAUUUCCAUUCCCAAGGUCACACCAGAGCCUGAUGGGCCGGCAGGCUGCCAUUGUGGGCACCGGGAACAAAAAGCACAACGAUGCAGGGCGGGGGGGUGGAGGAGAGGAGGCAGUGUUGGCUUCCAAGUCAUGAACACACACAAACGUUUGGGGAAUGAGGAUUCAGAACUCUGUCCUCUGGACCUCCGUUUCCUUGCCUCCUCCCCACAGACCCUUUGCUACUGCUUGGUGAGGGCGAACACACUGGUCUUAUUUAGAUGGCCCUGCUGAUGAGAGCAAGUUGCCACAGCGGGGUCUUUGGGUGGGUGGGCUUUAGCACUAUCUUCCUCCUCCCCCAGUUACUACUGCCAGGAGACUUUCUCAGUAAUUUGCUGCUGCUCUCUGUGUGUGUGUGUGUGUGAUUAAAGAGCAACCUUUUUUGGUGUGUAUCUAAAAA
This is a messenger RNA of Hemicordylus capensis (graceful crag lizard), 2904 nucleotides long. Its product is annotated as suppressor of cytokine signaling 5-like. The record is from RefSeq and is a predicted model, not a curated record. The transcript is spliced from 3 exons. Gene Ontology annotation, cellular component: phosphatidylinositol 3-kinase complex. Bases 708 to 1979 code for a protein of 423 amino acids. Gene Ontology annotation, biological process: phosphatidylinositol phosphate biosynthetic process; intracellular signal transduction. Gene Ontology annotation, molecular function: 1-phosphatidylinositol-3-kinase regulator activity. NCBI's taxonomy places the organism in Eukaryota, Metazoa, Chordata, Lepidosauria, Squamata, Cordylidae.